GAUGGCUGCAGAGGCGCGCGGAGAAACAACAGAAGGAGAUGCUUCAUUUGGUGAUCUGACUACAAAUAUGGAGGCGGAGUCUUCCAGUGGGAAAGAGACUAUGGACAUGGCAGGUGACAGUUCAGAGGCGGCUGACGCUCAGAUGGGAUCUGGAGACGACGAGAACGGCCGUCAGCUGGGUGAAUUUGAGCUGCAGUGUGCGCUGUGCAUGAAGUGGUUUACAGCCGACACUUUCAGCAUUGACACGGCAACUUGCCUCCCAUUCAUGACCAACUAUGUGUUCCACUGCAAUGUCUGCCACCACAGUGGAAACACUUACUUUCUGAGAAAACAAGCUAAUCUCAAGGAAAUGUGUCUCACCGCUUUGGCAAAUCUGACAUGGAGAUCCAGAACUCAAGAUGAGCAUCCCAAAACAAUGUUCUCCAAAGACAAGGACAUCAUACCGUUCAUUGACAAAUAUUGGGAGUGUAUGACGACCCGCCAAAGACCUGGCAAACUGACCUGGCCAAAUAACAUUGUGAAGACAAUGUGUAAAGAGCGGGAUGUUUUCCUGGUGAAAGAGCAUCCAGAUCCUGGCAGCAAAGACCCCGAAGAGGACUAUCCCAAAUUUGGUUUGCUUGAUCAGUAUCUGGGCAAUAUUGGACCAUCAUAUGACAACCAAAAGCAAAUGACAACAAUCACCGGUUCUGGAGGGUUGAAUGGUGGAGCAACUUUUUCAGGUGGACUUCCUCCAGCUACUUCUGGUAAAGGCAGAGGAGCCAAACGCAAACAACAGCAACAACAUCAACAGGACGGAGCUGCUGCUGGAACAGCCAAGAGAACACGCAGUGACCCACUGUUUUCCGCUCAACGUCUGCCGCCUCACGGAUAUCCACUUGAGCAUCCCUUCAAUAAAGACGGUUAUCGUUAUAUCCUAGCAGAGCCGGAUCCCCACGCUCCCGACCCAGAGAAACUAGAGCUGGACUGCUGGGCCGGAAAGCCCAUUCCUGGAGAUCUGUACAGAGCCUGUCUGUAUGAGAGAGUGCUGCUGGCACUGCAUGAUAGAGCUCCGCAGCUAAAGAUAUCAGAUGACCGCUUGACUGUGACCGGUGAGAAGGGCUACUCGAUGGUCAGAGCGUCUCAUGGGGUCAGGAAGGGGGCGUGGUACUUUGAGGUCACCGUAGACGAAAUGCCACCGGACACUGCGGCUCGACUGGGCUGGUCACAACCACUAGGUAACCUUCAAGCUCCUCUGGGUUACGAUAAGUUCAGCUACUCCUGGCGCAGUAAGAAAGGAACUCGCUUCCAUCAGUCUAUAGGAAAGCAUUAUUCUGAUGGAUACGGACAGGGCGACAUUCUGGGCUUCUAUAUUGAGCUGCCCGACGGCACCGAAACCGCCAAAGCCCUGCCAGAUACCUACAAGGACAAAGCGCUGAUCAAAUUCAAAAGCUACCUGUACUUUGAAGAGAAAGAUUACGUGGACAAAGCCGAGAAGAGUUUGAAACCAACCAGUAUCAGCCGAAUGAUAUUUUUCAAGAAUGGAGUGAAUCAAGGAUUGGCCUAUGAGAAUCUGUUCGAGGGCAUGUAUUACCCCGCCAUAUCCCUCUACAAGAGCUGUACGGUGUCUGUUAAUUUUGGACCACACUUUAAAUAUCCUCCAAAAGACGUCAAGUUUCAGCCAAUGAGUGACAUGGGAUGGGGCGCUGUCACUGAACACACACUGGCAGACAUUCUGUACCACGUCGAAACCGAUGUAGACGGCCGACGCAGCCCCCCAUGGGAGGGUUAAACCGAACCAUCAUCUGAGAACACAGACUGUCUUACAAGGAUGCCAAAUUAAUUUCCCAUAAGGGUUGAGUAUGCAACUGCUCAUAAACGCUCGUGACAACAGUUCAAUAGUGCUUUACAUGUGACUCGCAACCUUUUCGGUCAUUUACUUGCAUCUUUUAAUCCCACACACACACUCUACCAUACAGGUAUUAAUACUGCAGCUGAACUUGAUGUAAACGGCUAGAAUAUGAUGUGAAUGCGCUUUUGAAUGGUGUAUUUGUAUGCAAGUAGGGUUGAUGUUGUGUUUUAGGUUACCCAUUACAUUUCCUCGUACUGCAGUUUUAUCUUGGGGAUCGGUCAUGCUAGUUAAUGUCCUGAAUCUCACACAAAACCGGCCAAGAACAUGUCUAGGUCCGAAAUCAAAAAUGAUAUUUAGCUUUGAUGUAAAUGAAGCCUAUUUUUAGGACUUUUUUUUUUAUUUUUAUUUUUUUAACAUUAUUUUCAUCUCAUAUAUUUCAUCAAAAAUCUCAUAACUGUAAUGCAAAAGUUUAAAUUGUAGUAUUUAUACGUGAUGGUAGUAUUUGCUGUACUGCCUUUGUUGAUUUUAGUAAUACAAAUAACACUAUUGGAGUAAUGAAAAUCAUGAAUGGAGAAUUAUUAAGGGGGUGAAAACAUGCUUGAUUGUCAUGACAAGAAAUUCCCAAUGCAAAAAAAAAGAGGUCUUAAGACCUUAAUAGUCCUAAAAACAGACUUAAUGUUCUUUACGCAAAUUAUUAUUUCUUUCUUUAGAUUUUGGGGGCCCUUCCAGUCUUGCGAUGGUUAGUUUUGUGUGGCAUUUUAGUUCAUCCUUUGCUAAUCUAAACUGCUCAAUUCCUGUUUUGGUUAACUGUACUUUAAACUGUGUACGUCUGAAUUAAUUCAGUUGUUUGAGAAGUGUGUGUCUGACCUGACAGUGUUCUCAGACAUCAUUUUUAUCCAGUGUUCAUUUGUUAAUUGGUUUGCAUUAUUUGAUUAGAUGUAAAAUAUGAUUUGUUCCCCCCUUAAACCAUGUUUGAUACAUAAACUUGUUUUAAUAAAGUUAAAC
Xyrauchen texanus (razorback sucker) is the source of this 2833-nucleotide messenger RNA. RefSeq names its product ash2 like, histone lysine methyltransferase complex subunit (gene ash2l). Gene Ontology annotation, molecular function: transcription cis-regulatory region binding; protein binding. Gene Ontology annotation, cellular component: Set1C/COMPASS complex. Lineage: Eukaryota; Metazoa; Chordata; Actinopteri; Cypriniformes; Catostomidae. The transcript is spliced from 17 exons. The record is from RefSeq and is a predicted model, not a curated record. The coding region runs from base 2 to 1768 and encodes 588 amino acids.